CAACAACAAAACAUUUUUUCCCCCCUUUUUUGAAACGUGGUGGCCUCCCCCCCCCCUUUAUUAAAAGCUUACGAAAAAAUCACGAGACUUGUCGCCCCACUUUGUUUUCGUGUGUUUCAAUUCCAGCUUUUUCUUUGGUUGAUCAACUCAUGGAUUCGUUGUGUCGUGAUUUGUGUCUCGUGUUUCAUUUCGCCCAGUGAAAAAAAAAAAAGAACGAAACUUCCCUUACCUUCGAAAAAAGAUCCGUGGAUUAUUUAUAUUUUAAUAUUCGAGAAAAAUCCGUUUUUUUUGUGUGUUGGUGGCAUUUUUUUUGUGUGUUUCGUGUCUUGGAGACACACACGUUCCAGACAAGAGAACUCUUUUUAAACCCCACCUCCCCUACAAUCCAGACGGAACACGACGUCUUCGAGUGUGUUUUCAACGACUCGUUCAAGUGAGACCAAUGACAUUUCAACGGAAAUAGCGGGGCCGAUCUCCUUUUUUUUUGUGCGUCGUUUUACGGUGUGUCAGUGUGUUUUGUGGUUUCGUGCAAGACAAACAAAAAGAAGCGAAAAAAAUGGGAAAAGUGAGGAAGAACUUUUCGAUUGGCCAGCAUCAUCGGUUACGGUUCUUGUGGAUAAAUCUUAUCGCCCUGCUGGCCCACAUUGGCCUAUCCUCUGCCGAUUACGUGGUGCUGUUGGAUACGACCAAAGAGGAUUCGUUGGACUGGACUCGCUAUCCAUUUGGACCUCAAUCAGCCACGCCUGGGUGGGUGGAGGAGAGCUUUACGAAUUUCGAGAAGGGCAUCAACUGGAGGUCGUACGUGGUGUGCGACGUGGCGUACAACAACGUCAACAACUGGCUGUGGACGCCGUUCAUCGAGCGGGGCGAAGCCAACCGCAUCUACAUCGAGAUCAAGUUCUCGAUGCGCGAUUGCUCCUUGUUCCCCGGCACGGCCCUCUCGUGCAAAGAGACGUUCUCGCUCCUCUACUACGAGUUUGACGCGGCCACUCGCGAGCCACCGCCAUGGGAGCCGGAGAGCUACAAGCUCAUCGACCGCAUUGCCGCCGACGAGGGACGAUUCACUUCAUCCAACGAGGUUAUCAUCAACACGGAGGUCCGGUCAAUUCCGGUGACGAAGAAAGGCGUCUAUUUCGCUUUCCGCGACCAAGGCGCCUGCAUCUCGCUGCUGGCCAUCCGCGUCUACUACAUCACCUGUCCGGAGGUGACGGCCUCGUUCGCCCAAUUCCCGGCCACGCCUACCGGCCGCGAGCUGACCUCCAUCGAACAGUCGAACGGCGUCUGCGUGUCCAACGCCGUCGAGGAUGCGCCGCCCAAAUACCUGUGCAAAGGCGACGGCAAUUGGUACCUGCAGGGCGGCGGUUGUCUCUGCAAGCCGGGAUUCGAAGCCAACGCCGACAAGCAAACAUGCAACGUUUGUCCGCCGGGCAAAUACAAGCACCGCAGCGGCGACGACAAGUGCCAAACUUGUCCAGACCACAGCAUGGCGCCCUAUUCUGGAUCCUCGGAAUGUCGAUGCAAUCAGAAUUAUUACAGGGCUCUCAAGGAUCCUAAGUCGAUGCCGUGUACCCAAUCGCCAUCCAAGCCGCAGAAUUUGACCGUCAACUUUGUUGACCAAUCGACAGUCGUCCUGUCGUGGAAUCAGCCGCACAACCUGGGCGGUCGCACCGACACGGUCUACCGCGUCGUUUGCGAUGCCUGCAAUGUUGGCGUCACUUACAAUCCGCCCCAGGGAACGUUCAACGACACCAAAGUCACCAUCAGCGGUCUCAAUCCCGUGACGACUUACCGGUUCCAGGUGUUUGCCGACAACGGAGUGUCGGAUCAGGUCCCGCCCAACGAGCACCAAUACAUCGACAUCGCCGUGACCACUGAAGCCUCUGUCCCGUCGAGCGUCUCGAACGUGCGCGUCAUCAACGUCCGACCGACUGAGCUGACACUGAGAUGGGACGCACCGGACGAUCCGUACUCUGACAUUGAAAUGUACGAAGUGCGCUACUUCAUGAAGGGAUUCGAGAACAACGCCAGCAGUAUGCUCAUCAACCGGCCGGAAUCGGCCUUCAGCAGCCUCAGGCAGCAGACUGUCUACGGGUUCCAGGUGCGAGCCAAGACGACCCACGGAUGGGGCGAAUUCAGCUCGCCAGUCUUCAAGACCACCGGCGCCGUUUUGGCCACUUAUGAGCACACGGAGGAGAACCUCCAAGUCAGGAUCAUUGCCGGCGCUGUUGUCGCCGGUAUCAUCAUUGUCGUCGUCAUUAUUGUCGUCACCGUCCUCUACCUGCGCAGGAGCAACGACGAGUGCAACAAGAAGCAGCCCAGCGAUUGCGAUACAUUAGAAUACCGCAACGGAGAAGGACUCGUCAUCACUUACAUGCACAAUCACCUGGACAGUCCCCCGAUUAUACCCACGCACACCAACGGAAUGACGACGCCGCUGUUUACGCAAGCUAAUGCGCCGCGUUCCUAUGUCGACCCGCACACCUAUGAAGAUCCUAAUCAAGCCGUGAGAGAAUUUGCCCGAGAGAUUGACGCCGCCUACAUCACCAUAGAAGCGAUAAUCGGCGGAGGAGAGUUUGGCGACGUUUGCCGUGGUAAUUUGAAACUGCCUCAACGGCCGGAAAUGCUUGUGGCGAUCAAGACACUGAAACUGGGCAGCUCGGACAAGGCGCGCGUCGAUUUCCUGACCGAGGCUUCGAUAAUGGGCCAAUUUGAGCACUCGAACGUCAUCUAUCUGCAGGGCGUCGUCACCAAAUCUAAUCCCGUCAUGAUCAUCACCGAAUACAUGGAGAACGGAUCGCUCGACACUUUCCUCAGGGCCAAUGACGGCAAGUUCCAGGUUCUUCAACUUUUGAGUAUGCUGCGCGGCAUCGCCAACGGCAUGCAAUACCUGUCUGAAAUCAAUUACGUUCACCGAGACUUGGCCGCUCGCAAUGUCCUCGUCAACUCGCAACUCGUCUGCAAAAUUGCCGACUUUGGAUUGAGUCGCGAGAUUGAGAGCACUACCGAAGGCGCCUACACCACCAGGGGAGGAAAGAUCCCCGUCAGGUGGACGGCACCGGAAGCCAUCGCCUUCCGCAAGUUCACAUCGGCCAGCGAUGUCUGGAGUUUCGGCAUCGUUUGCUGGGAGGUCAUGUCCUAUGGUGAAAGACCGUACUGGAACUGGUCCAAUCAGGACGUCAUUAAAUCCAUCGAAAAGGGCUACAGAUUGCCUGCUCCGAUGGAUUGCCCCGAGGCCAUUCAUAAUCUCAUGUUGGAUUGCUGGCAAAAGGAGCGAGCACACAGGCCAGCCUUUACGGCCAUUGUAGCAACCCUGGACAAAUUGAUCCGAUGCCCUGAGCUACUCCAAAGACUGGCACAGAGCAGGCACACGGAGCCGUUGUGUCCAGAAGCGCCAGACAUGCUGCAAUUCAAGUCGAUCGAAGAGUGGCUGGCAUCGCUCAAGUUGUCUCGCUAUGUCGACAACUUCCAGCAGGCUGGCGUGACGACGCUGGACGCCGUGACGCGGCUCUCUCACGCCGACCUAUCGGGACUGGGCAUCAUCUUGUUGGGCCACCAACGCAAGAUCAUGAACAGCAUCCAAGCGAUGAGGGCUCAAUUGUCCAUCAGCAUGUCGGAAGGAUUCCUUGUCUGAGUUCCUGUCGGAGCUCCUGCUGAUUUUGCAUCCGCUAUUACUACUGUUACGCCAACCCGUUUCCGAAAAACAAGGGAUGGGGAAAAAAGAAAACACGCGCAGAGAAACAAGUGAGACCACCGACGUGGAUGCAACAACAUUUCGUGAUGGUGGAAAGCAGGGGAAUGAGAAAAAAAAAAGGAAAAGAAGAAGAAAAAAAAAACAUGAUAAAUCUCGUGCGCCAGCGUCCGACAUUGCCUCGUCUACUCUCUUGGUGUGUGCGUGUGUGUCUGUGUAUUAGCAAGAAAAAAAGAAGAAGAAAUACGUGUUGUUUGGUGAGGUGGGGGAGAGAUCAGAAAGACGGUGCAACAACAACCGGAGCUGCUUGGUACUUGUGUGAUCGAUUACAUCAACUGGACCGUGUAUGAACCGGCAUGCGGUUUCAUGUCAGAAAACGGCAGCAUAUAUUAUAUACAUACUAUACAGUUUCGUUGUUUGUGUUGUUGUUGUUGUUGUUGUUGUGAAAUAGGGGAACCACCGAGAAAGAAACUGAGAGAAAUAUCAUUCCCUUCAUCCUCGUUUACCACGUCUCUCCAUCCCGCGGGAAGAAAACAAUGUACAUUAGUGUAAAUUAUGAUAUCGAAUCAUUUUGUAGCUUUAUUCUCCUUAUUUUCUAUUUUUGUUUCCUUUUUCUAUAAUUGCAAUUGUUUGUUUUAAAAAUGUGAAAAACAAACGUUUUUGAGUCCAUGCCCUUCGCGCGCCCCCUGAAAUUCGAAUUCUUUUUACGUUA
Molecule: messenger RNA, 4400 nt
Organism: Daphnia carinata
Lineage: Eukaryota; Metazoa; Arthropoda; Branchiopoda; Diplostraca; Daphniidae
Gene: Eph
Product: ephrin type-B receptor 1-B-like
Exons: 17
Coding region: 557-3631 (1024 amino acids)
Biological process (GO): cell surface receptor protein tyrosine kinase signaling pathway; protein phosphorylation; axon guidance
Cellular component (GO): neuron projection; plasma membrane
Molecular function (GO): ATP binding; transmembrane-ephrin receptor activity; protein binding
Source: RefSeq, a predicted model, not a curated record